AUGGGACGCGGAGACGCUUCCCCCACGGCGAGCACGCCGCCGGUGCCGUCGUCUGUGGCGCGUGCGCGCGACGAAAUCUCCCUGCGGUGUCUUCAGAGGCACGACGCGAAAAUUCGGAAAAUCAUCUGCCAAGCGUCCUUCGUGAGCGUCUACGCGCUCUGCCCCUCCACCCGGAAGUGGGACCGCGCACACAUCCAGGGCGGCCUCCACGUGGUAGAGAGAGACGUCGAGAAGGCCCGCUCAGACAGAAAGAAAGAAAGCAAGUGGAGACUCUUCGUCCUGAACCAAAGAGACACCGGAGUCCUCCUCGAAGACAUCGACGAAACGUUCGAAAUGGAGGGAGAGAAAAACCACCUCUUCUACAGAGUGACUUGUCCGACAACAGGACAGCAGCGAAUCCACGCCAUCUGGGUGUACGACGACAACCAGAGACUCUCUGUUCAGCGCACCCUCCAGCAAAUCAUCGACGCAUGCGUGACGACUCGCUCGCCUGCAGUCGGGGCACCCAGCGCGGACAUCGCGCCGCAGACUCGCGCCGGUGUUUCCGAUGUCUCCUCGGGCUCGAACAGCGCCGGCGUCCACCUCCUCGCGCUGCUGCGUGGAGCCCAGCCGGGAGGCGGGAACCCAGGGGGCGCGGGGGCCCAGAAAACGGGGGCUGGAGGCCCCACGCACCCCACACCGUCCCCUACCUCCGGAGGCAGGGACGGCGCCGCCUGUGGAGAGCGGCAGGCUGCAGAUGCCUCGGGGCCCGCGCCAGGGCAGAGCAUUAUGUCCCUUCUCGGCAUUGCGCCCGCGGCGCCGUGCGAGGGCCCGUCGGGGCCGUCGCCGCUUCUCCCUCUGGGCUCCACAGCCUCGCUCAUGGGCCCGUUGCGCCCCGGAGACACGCACCUCUCUGGGGCCGAGGAGCUGGAGGAGAACAAAGGGAAGAACACGAGCUUGUCAAUUCUCUCACUGCUCAAGCGACCCGUAGCUGGCGCCGGGGGGACGGAGACAGGUGUCUCCUUCCCGGGAAGCGUCGCCCAAGAGAAACCCCACUCGAGAGGCGGCCUGUCUCCUCGGUCCCCACGCGAGCGAGAGCCUUUCGGUGUGGCUGACGCGCCCGCAGCGAACCCCGCAGGCGCCGUCUCCCUCGUAGACAUGUUGAAGCGGUCCGCAGGGGACAGUCGGGACGCCCACCGCCCCGCGGAGACAGUCCCUGUGGGGGGCGAGGGCCGCGCGGCCCAGGCGCGGGGCCCUGUCUCCUCUGCGGGCCUCUUGGGCCCGUCGGGGGCGGGUCUCUUGGGUGUCCCCGCGCCGGGGGCUCCGUUGCUGCCUUCGGGCCGCUUGGUCCCCGUCGGCGACGCGUCUUCUCUCGCGUCUUCCUCGCCGCUCCUCGCGGCGCCUCUCCAGCGGCCCUUUGUGGAAGCUUCACAGCCUCCUCUCGCUGCCUUGCCUGCCCAGGGCGAGAACCCGCGAAGACCCCCGCGCGCCCCGGCCUACCCAGCGGCUGCAGCGGCGGUCUGUGGGGCGCGGGAAGUGUCUCUUUCGCGGCCCGAGGACGGUGAGCAGUUGCUUGUCUCUCGGAGUAUGCUGGCUGAGGCUCUGCAGCGGGUGCUCGAGUCAGACGCGUUCUGCACGCUCUUGUGGCAACAGCUGGCCGUCGUGGAAGCGCGGAGCCGAGAGCCUCGGGGAGAGCAGCUCGGCGAGAAUGCCGAGGCGAAAAGGAGAUACAGUCGCGAGGAUGUGCGUGGAUAG
Messenger RNA from Neospora caninum, 1734 nucleotides. RefSeq names its product putative mRNA decapping enzyme. NCBI's taxonomy places the organism in Eukaryota, Apicomplexa, Conoidasida, Eucoccidiorida, Sarcocystidae. Gene Ontology annotation, biological process: deadenylation-dependent decapping of nuclear-transcribed mRNA; positive regulation of catalytic activity; deadenylation-independent decapping of nuclear-transcribed mRNA. The record is from RefSeq and is a predicted model, not a curated record. Gene Ontology annotation, cellular component: P-body. Gene Ontology annotation, molecular function: mRNA binding; enzyme activator activity. The coding region runs from base 1 to 1734 and encodes 577 amino acids. The transcript has 4 exons.